Messenger RNA from Clonostachys solani, 531 nucleotides. NCBI's taxonomy places the organism in Eukaryota, Fungi, Ascomycota, Sordariomycetes, Hypocreales, Bionectriaceae. The record is from the annotation of a GenBank genome assembly.
AUGAUUCCCACCAAGCAACUCAGCCUGGCAGGUCUGGUCUGGCUCAGCCUUGCCAACCAGGGAUUUGCCCUAGAAAUUGGCCAAACCUCUAGUGGCCUCAACCUUGUUCAGAGAGACCCUCUCCCCAGCGGUAAUCUCAAAGUUGCUCUUGCCCCAGGCCAGAAGUUACCCAAACUCCCCAGAGACAUGAAGGUAGCACUCGCCCCAAACCAGAUCAUGCCCAAGAUCAAGCACCACCGCCACUCAAAGCGAGACGAAGAGGAGCUUGAGAUUCGCCAGCCUAUUCUCCCUCAUGGAAGUCACCGCUCUAACUUCGGUGGUCGGAUGAGCCGCGGUGGUCACAGACCGCGGGAUGUUGAAGAGCGCGAUCUUGACCUCGAGACUCGUGAGCCCAAGGCCUUCCACGGCGGUCACCGUGCUGGUCGUCGACAUGGCCCCCGGGCUGUAGACGAACUUGAUGAGCGUGACUUGGAGGAGCGAAAGAUCUCCGCCAAGGGUGUCGCUAAGGGCAUUGGGCCUGCUCUUCCGUGA